This is a messenger RNA of Argiope bruennichi, 4116 nucleotides long. Its product is annotated as zinc finger protein 143-like. The transcript has 6 exons. Gene Ontology annotation, biological process: regulation of transcription by RNA polymerase II. The coding region runs from base 229 to 1785 and encodes 518 amino acids. Gene Ontology annotation, cellular component: nucleus. Gene Ontology annotation, molecular function: RNA polymerase II cis-regulatory region sequence-specific DNA binding; DNA-binding transcription factor activity, RNA polymerase II-specific. The record is from RefSeq and is a predicted model, not a curated record. NCBI's taxonomy places the organism in Eukaryota, Metazoa, Arthropoda, Arachnida, Araneae, Araneidae.
ACGUAGAAUGUUAAAUCUUUGAGGUGGUGUAAUGUGGUAAUUAAGUGCCUAUGUUGUGAUUGAAAAAUGUGUUACCAAGAGCACCUUAAUUUAUUUUCGUAGGGCGUAAUUCAUUACAAAAUGAAACAAGCAAUCAAUCUUGAUUAUUAUUUUUUGUCAAUCUAAAAUGUUUCCGUAAUCUCCGUUGUAUUAAAUGUAAAUAACCCAAUCCUAGUUCCUGUAUAUGGUAUGGAUCAAGAAGAAUGCAACUUGAAAACAGAAGAUUUCCUAUUUCCUGAAGAAGAUGUGGAAUCAUCUGUAAUAAACAACAUUGAAAAAUUUGAUUGUGUUGAAGUUGAUACAUCAGACUUGGCUUGCACAAAUUUGUAUGACAUUACUUCUUCUAGCUUAAUAAAGUCUCCACUUGUAUUAGAGCUUCUGCUUUCACAUGGAUUGUUAAAAAAUGGGCUGGUUGAAGACAGACCAUUAUGUGAUACAAAUGAUGAUGAGAAAUCUUUUCAGUUCUGCUCCAUAGAUCAAAGUUAUGGUCCACCCUCAUUUCUACGUGUGUAUUCUCUGCAGCCUACUCCAAGUAAUGUGAGCAAUAUUGAGGAAGAAGAAGAUGAGAAAGGUGUUUACAAAUGCGGUUGGGAUUCUUGUGAUAUGUACUUCUUCUGUCGUAAGGAUCUUGCCUAUCAUGUGAAUAAUUCGCAUGUGAAUCAAGAUGAAAACUCUUUGUAUCGAUGCCACUGGAAUGGUUGUGCCCGGCAAGGAAAAGCUAUUAAUGCAAGAUACCGAAUGUUGAUUCACAUCAGAACCCACACACAUGAAAAACCUCAUGGAUGUGAUGUUUGUGGUAAAAAGUUUUCCAGAUUAGAAAAUUUAAGAAUUCAUAUCAGAUCGCAUACUGGUGAAAAACCAUAUGCUUGCCCUGUAGCUGGUUGCAACAAAGCUUAUUCGAAUUCUAGUGAUCGUUUUAAGCAUUCUAAAACCCAUCAAGAAGACAAGCCGUAUGUAUGUAGAGUUGAAGGAUGUGAUAAAAGAUAUACCGAUCCUAGUUCUUUGCGUAAGCAUAUGAAAUCUAGUGCUCAUGGUGGUGAAAGUAAGCAAAAGGUGAGCAGUACAUCACAAUUAGUUGAAAAUAAGAAUGGUGAUAUUUUAAUUGAAAAUUCUGUUGCAAAUAAAGAUCUAGUUAGUACACCUAUUAAAAAUACUUCCAAACUCGGUGAACGUGACAAACCUUAUGCUUGCAAAGUUGAAGGUUGUGACAAAAGAUACACUGAUCCCAGUUCACUUCGCAAACACCAAAGAGCUACCUCACAUGGUCGAGACCCAAAUACUUUAAAAGUAAAGAAAGCAGUUAAGGAAUUGAGUAUUUAUAAUUUUGAGGAAGAAAAGGUUGCUACAGGUAAUUUAAAGCUGUUCAACUUGGGUACAAGCUGUACUUCACUUAAUAAUUCUUUUGAUUUCAAAACAUACCAUAAAGAUGCACAUCUCUCGAGAGAUUCCAAUAACUUGAUAGCAAAAUCUGGAGUUAAUAAGACUUUACAGAAAAAUGUUCUCAAUUCUCAGGUAUUUAAUGGUGCCGUAAAUAUGGUAAAUAGAGAUAUAGGACUUGCAUCAAUUUCUGAUGAACCUACCAAAGAUUGUAAAGAAGAAAAGAAACACUGUUUUGGGGAAUUAAGCAAGAGGCUGAAAACUGAGGAUUCAAAACCUUUGGAUUUAAGUCUGAGUUGCUCUUCUCUAAAUGAUAGUUGUGUUGAAUUUCAAGAACUGGAAGACAAAAAAAUCUUAACUGGAUCUUGAUCAAAAUUUAUAUUUAUAGCAUAUAUUUUGUUAUGAAAUACUUUGUAUAAAUAUAUUUUAAAUAUUUUCAUAUAUCUAUAUAAAAUAAUAUAUAAGCUGUUAUGACUCUUGAAAUGUUUUGUAUUUUUAAUUUAUAUUUUGGUGUUGUGUGUCCAAAGCUAUAAAAGCAACUUUUCUAGUUGUUAUUCAUCUUGCAAGGGCUUUUGUUCUACUUAUUAAAUAAUGAAUGCAUAAUUUAGGCACGUUGGUUUUUAUGUGUGUGAAUGUGUGCAUAGUUUUUUAAGUAAAUUUUUCAUUAAAGUGACAUAGAUUAUAUAUAGGUAUUUAAAUUUUUGAUACAGAUAUCUUUAAAUUAUUUAUUAGUCAUAAUACUCAAGACGAUUAAUGGUAGAACUAUACCAUUUUCCUUUAUAUGUGAUUGUAAAUAUUUAUAGCUUGUUAUUAUGUGACAAAUUAAAUUGUGUUCAAAUAUUGCCUGUGAUAAAUUGAUUUUUUUGUGUGUAAAGAAACUAGAAAAUUUUAUUUUUUAAGCAUUUGCUUCCUGAAUAUAUGGGCUUUUAUAUGUGCAAUUAUUGCAUAUUUGCCUUAUAUUUGAUAAUCAGAGUUGUCUUGUUUUAAUAACUCUUUUUAUAUAGUGCAGUUUAGACAAUUUUAUUGUUGUCAGAAAACUACUGUCAUGUAUUGAAUCAUUGUCUGAUAAGUCCUUUUCAUAUCCUUUAAUCUGAUAAGUCCUUUUUAGACAGAAUAUGGUCUUUGUUACAUCAGUUUGAAUUGCAUGCAUUGUUUCUUAAGUUAGUGUUGUUGAUCUUGAAAGCCAAUCCAUUUGAUUAUAUAUUGAAAUUAUUAUUUUAGAAUUUUCAAUAUUCUAGUAGAAUUCUAAAUAUUUCAAAACAUUACUACUAAAGUAGUUUAUGCAAGUAUCCUUUAGAAAAGGAUGGAAGACGUUUCAUCUGGAAAAGUGAAAAAAAAAAAAAAAAUCAUCUUUGUAAGGAAUAAAGAAGAAUAAAACAACUCAACUUUAUAAAUUAAAGUUCAGCAUAUCAGGAAAUCGAAGAGUGAUACUCAAUAAUGUUUCUUUGAAUGCUUGCUUUUUAACUAUCUAAAUUUUAAAUUUUCUAAAUUUUUUGGCUUAUCAUUUUAGCAUAAAUAUUUUAGAAAAAUAUAGUGAAUAUAAUAUUCAAUUCAUUUAAACGGAUAAUUUGAAUAUACUUAUCUGUUAUUUUUUUCUGUUCCUUUCGUCUCCAAAUGAAUUUUUCUUUAUUUUUAAUCUUGCCUUGUUUAAAUAUAUAAUCCAACGGCACUGAGAGCAUUUUUAAAUGAAAUUUUCAUGAAUAGCAUCUUCUUUUCUUAUAUGCUGUUUCAUGGGAAAUUUGUUAGUAUUUAUUGGUGCACAUUUGGUUGUAUUUAUUUGGCUAUAGAAAACUAGAUCUCGCAUGGAUUGUCAAUAGAUAUUUUGGCUUUUAUCUUUGCUAAAUUACACAUCGUACGACUUACAAAUUAUGUAUUCAGUGUAUUUAGAACUGGUUUAACUGUUUUCAGCAGUCAGAAGUCUCUUUUUAACUAUUAUUGAAAGUAUCCUAUUUCCUAGACGAAUUAUGUAUGAUUUUGCUAUUCCGUUUGAUUUCUUCAAACAAGUAGCUAAAUGAAUAUUUUUGGAUAUCAGGAGUUUUGAUUAAUCUUUUUUCAAAUAAAACAAUUGUCACUAAUAAUUUGAAAUAUUUUUAUUCUAAAAUUAAACCAAAUUUUUUUUAAAUAUAUAGUUUUCUCUCUAGAUUGUAGAGAAAAACGGAAGUUUCAAUUGAAACUCACCAGUUUAGUGUUUGUUGACGAUUUUUCAUUUUUGGAAUUUAUGUACAAUUUUAUGUUGAGUGUAAUUAUGACAUUCCACUUUUUUUUGUACUCUAGUGUUUGUUAUGAAACUUGUUUCCAUUUUUUUUUCGCUCAGAAAAUAAAAAAAAAAUCGUGUUGUUUAUAGAAAUGAAUCAUUUUGCAGUUAUUUAUUAAAGUGAGUAGUUAAAAAGUACUUAAGAUGCUUAAUUAUCAAUGAAAAUUGAAUUAAUUAUGAAUCACUUGUCAUUAUGUUUCCAUUCAUGUAUUUAUUUGCCUUUUAUUUACUUGUUUGAUAAUUUGUAACAGAAUAAGUAAUGCCUAAAUUUGUUGAAUGAUUGCUAAUUGAGCAAGCUUAAGCAAGCAUUCGUCUUAACAAGAAUUUUUUAUUCAAACUUUUAACUGCACUUUUAUUUCUCUAUUUAAAAAUAUUCAAGUUGUGUUAAAAUAGGGACUUUUAAUUUUAUUUGGAAAAUAUUGUUCGUACAUAUAUUACAAUUUACU